Molecule: messenger RNA, 411 nt
Organism: Quercus robur (English oak)
Lineage: Eukaryota; Viridiplantae; Streptophyta; Magnoliopsida; Fagales; Fagaceae
Exons: 2
Coding region: 1-411 (136 amino acids)
Source: RefSeq, a predicted model, not a curated record
AUGGUACUACAAGAUAAACCUGUUAAUGGUAGACGAAACGUGGCUAACAUGACUCUAGACAAUGAUUUAAUCGUGGUAUCAUUUAGCUCACUUGUUGCUAUUCUUAAUCAAAAUAAACUGACUAAAUCCAACUAUGUUGACAGGAAAAGAAAUUUGGACAUUGUUCUUACUGUUGAAGAGCACAAGUAUGUGCUUAGUCAACCAUGUCCUAACUUUCCAUCAUUAGAUGCUCAUCCUGAGGGAAAACAGCGAUAUGAUCGUUGGCAGAAAUCUAAUGAGAUGGCCAAGUGCUAUAUCCUAGCAUUUAUUUCAAAUGUUCUACAUCAUCAAAUGAAGGAUGUAGAACUAGCUUCGGACAUAAUGCUAAGUCUGAAGCAGAUGUUUGGUGAGCAAGGCCAUUCUGCACGGUAA